Salvelinus fontinalis (brook trout) is the source of this 3873-nucleotide messenger RNA. Its product is annotated as insulin receptor substrate 2-B-like. Gene Ontology annotation, molecular function: insulin receptor binding; phosphatidylinositol 3-kinase binding. Lineage: Eukaryota; Metazoa; Chordata; Actinopteri; Salmoniformes; Salmonidae. Gene Ontology annotation, cellular component: cytosol; plasma membrane. Gene Ontology annotation, biological process: insulin receptor signaling pathway. The transcript has 2 exons. Bases 284 to 2986 code for a protein of 900 amino acids. The record is from RefSeq and is a predicted model, not a curated record.
UCAAUAACCCUUACCUUAACCCCUAGCUUAAUACAAUGUUAAAUGUCAACUUCAAUUUGGGUUACGGACUUCCCAAGGAUCCCCUAUAGCACGGACCCAAUCUAAACGUAGACAGAGUUGUUUUCGUUUUACCGAAGUGCAGCCUGCCUUCAGGAGCAUUUAGGGAUUUAUUCGUUUUUACUGCAAUUGCACAGCAAGUGUUGUUUUUAUUCGCCAAGUACCUGCUGCUUACCCGAACAGGAAUGGCGCUUUGACGAUACCGAAAAUACCAGACAGCAGCGGUAUGGAUUUAGGAAAUGUUUCCCAUAGCUGCGAUUCACGAGCUCUGAAAGUUACAACAUCAACAACAUCAUCAUCAUCACCACCACCAUCAUCUUCCCUCAGCAGCAGUGCUCACCGUCAGCUAGAGGCAGCAUUACCACCGCCCCUCCAAGUUCUCCAGUUGAAGAGGCAUCAUAAGCAGUACUAUAGCCAUGGCCAUAAUCUGUUACCUAAGAAGAACCCUCUAGAUAAUACAGUGAGAGAGUUGUCAUCAUCCUGUGUCUAUGAGGUACCUGACUCUGGUGGUGUUCCCCAUGACCCGACUGCCUCUGCAUCUGCCAUGGCCUUAGCUGUCACUACCACAGUUUGCUCUGGUGUUGAGGCUAGAGAUGUAUGGAAGUCUGGAUACCUGAGAAAGAUGAAACACAGCCACAAGAGAUUUUUUGUCUUGAGAGGGCCAAGUGACACAGGCCCCAGCCGCUUGGAGUACUAUGAUAGUGAGAAGAAAUUUAGAAAUGGAAUGAAAUCCGUUUGUAAAUCUCCUAGUGCUGUGGGUUCUCCUAAGAAGGUGAUUUAUCUGUAUCAAUGUUUCACUGUUAGUAAAAGGGUAGAUUCUAAACACAAGCACCUGAUAGCCCUGUACACUAAGGAUGAGCACUUUGUCAUGAUAGCGGAGAAUGAGGAGGAGCAAGAGGAUUGGUACCUGGCUCUGAGUGAUCUGGUGAUCCAGGAGAAAAAGGAGUACCGGGAUGCUGAGGAGUUGGAUGAUGGAUACUGGACCAUCUCUCCUGGAGCCAUCUUCAAGGAGGUGUGGCAGGUGAUUGUAAAGCCCAAAGGUUUAGGACAAACCAAGAACCUGAUAGGAGUGUGCCGGCUGUGUCUCUCUGCCAAGACCAUUCACCUGGUGAAGAUGUGCUCUGAGAUGACGUCUGUGAACCUGCCUCUGAUGAAUGUCCGUCGCUGUGGUCACUCCGAGAGCUUCUUCUUUAUGGAGGUGGGCCGCUCGUCCUCCACUGGGCCUGGGGAGAUCUGGAUGCAGGUAGAAUCAGGCGACCCUGUGGUGGCUCAGAAUAUGCAUGAGACAAUCCUGGAGGCCAUGAGAGCCCUGAGGGCCAUCCCUGAUUUCAGGCCUCGGAGCAAGAGUCAGUCAUUCCCAUCAAACCCCUGUGCCGUAGUCACCACACGACGUCAACACCAUGGCAACCUCCCACCCAGCCUGACUGGGUUACAGCGCUCUAUAAGGGUGGAAACUGUUGUGAGCAAACCGUCCCCACAGAAAAAUAAAGGAGAUGGAGGCCACAGCCCCAAUCGAACUUCUAGCCAUGGAGAGGGAACAGUGAACCAACUGAUCAGCCCAGGGACUGGCACCUUGGCUCUCCGUAAUGUCUGCAUCAGUAAAAGCCUUGAAGAGAGCCUCAGUCACUGUGCAUGCAUCUCCACCACCAUCAGUGUAUCCAGCAGCAGUGGCAAUGACUCUGAUACACACCCCUGGCCCUCUGACACUUCAGUCUUUGGUUCUUCCAGCGACAGAGGCUCUGAUACACACCCCUGGCCCUCGGACACUUCAGUCUUUGGUUCUUCCAGCGACAGAGGCUCUGUCUGCGCUGAGGAUUUGUGCUCCAACCCAUGUGUCUUUCAGUUGUCCAGGAGUAACACCCCUGACUCACUGUUUAACACCACACUCAUUGACGAGAACAGCUUGACUGACUACGUGUCCAUGGAUUUGCAGGUAACGGCUGUGGCCGGGACUAAUCAAGGAGAUCGCUGUGAUGUGGAAACGUCUAAGCCUGAACAUUCCAGACAAUACCACCAAACCACCUCAUGCACUCCAAAAUGCGAAAAUUACCUCUCAUCCAAGCGCCCCUUCCUCCAUAUCUAUAAUCAGAGUAAACUCCCAGUGGUGGAAAGUUAUAUGCCAAUGACUUGUGCACCAGGUCGUCAUUAUACAGAUGACAUCCCUUCAGAUUACAAUGUGACCCCCACUCCUCUUCAAACACCUAGUGCUACCAUGUUUCCCUCAGACCAGCUGGGGCCCCAGGGCUACAUGAUAAUGCUUCCACGUAGCUGUUCACCAGCAAAGGACAGCCUCAGUGAUGUUGAUCAUUUAGUGUGUGAUGAAUACAUGAACAUGUCUCUCGGGAGCCACAUGGAUGGUCAUACACAUGGCUCACCGGAGGCUCUUAAGUCCUACAGCUCCUAUUCCUCUCUGCCAAGCUCUAACCAGCCUCCCUCACAGAGGAACUGUGAACAUGAUGACUAUGUCUCCAUGUGUCAUCCUGCAGCACAUCACUGCUCUGCAGAUGAAUGGAACAGUAGAAACCCUCUCUGUAGCUCGCCUCGUCACUCUUCUCAUCCAAGCAGUGAUGUGCUGCUGAACCUAUCAGAUGUGCCUGUGUUGAAUGUCACUGGUUUGUCCUUGGACCAGCAUGGGGUUGAAGAUAGUGACCUGCCCACUCAAACUGAGUCUAUCCAGAUUUCAACAGAUCGUCUCAACUACAUUGCUCUUUACCUGAGGGAUGAUCAGUGUUCCACCUGUGAUGUCCCUUUGCAUACAGAUGAGGUCACUUCUCCACUUCCUGCACGUACCAGUCCCAGAGAGAGUGGGUCUGGACCUGGGCUCUACACUGGCAUAGACCUCCCCACAUCAGCAGGACAGACUGCUGCCACCAGACGUUGGUUGUGUUCUUGUCUCCCCUUGUGUAUCAAUACUGAUGACAGUGAGUAAGAGUACAGGUUAAAAAGUGUCAGUGAUGCUUUUGAAUCGAUUCAUUAUUGAAUCAACCAGAUUGUGAAUACUCAGCUUUGUUUAUAGGAUGAUAAUGAUCAAAUAAACAAGUUAUUUGUACUCAGUGGAAUUGUUCAUAUAAAAAAUGUCUGUCAUGUUUCUUUACUUUUGGUGGUUGUUGCUAGUCUGGGUACCAGUUCCACGCCUUGUACUCCCUUGCAUAUGGCACAGAGUACAACAAGUGGGAUGUUUUCUCUUAGAAAAGAUUUAAUCUGCACUGUCCAAGUAAAUGUUGUCAUUUGUUAAAAGUAUUUCUUGUUCAUAAUUGUGUGGUUUGUUCAAGAUUGAAAUCAGUAGAUGUUUUGUGUGAAGUAAAGUGAAAGUUGUGUCUUCAGGCAAUGUAUUGGUUGUCAACUGGAAGGAUAUACUUUUUGUUGUGUAGGCCUGAAUUAUUUGUAUUUUUCAUGAAUCAAGAGAGGAUGUUUUCAUUUUCUUUUCACAUUUUUCACAGGGCAUUUACUGGAUCGUUUGCUCUGUACCUGGACGGGAGUCAGCACCUUUGGGUUAUGAAAAUGUAAAAAAAAAUGUGCCUUAAUUUGCAUGUACCAUGCCCUGGGCCCAUAUUCACAAAACAUUUAUUACGCAAAAACUCUUAAGAAAAAAUAAAACGUUUGUUUGUGCAAUUCCAGAACAAUAUUUAAAGAUUUUUUCCAAUACCCUUUUUGAGGAAUAGCAACUUUUCUUAACUUUCUUAAAUCUAUAGUUAAGGGAAAAAUGGCAGUUAAGAAAUGUCUUAAAGAUUUUGUGAACCUGGGCCCUGGUGAUUGCACCCUUUAAUGCUUUUAUACCAUUAAUGGAUGUAAUUAUACCAUUAAAAUAUAGCUAAU